ACCUCCCCAGCACGGGGCUAUAAAGCCGGCGCCACCACCGGCCGGAUGAUACCUGUGACACGCACACACACUCCACGCUCGCGCCCAGGAAAGCAAGCGACACCGCACAACAAGCAACAAGUUCUGUUCAGGUUGGAGGUCGAGUGGGACCGAAUGGCGUCGGCGCCGGUGGAGUUCCUGGGCGCGCGGGAGGGCGGGGUCGGCGGGGACGCGCUCUAUUGCGCCAUCAUCCUCUGGCUCUCCGUCAUGUCGUGGAUCAUCUUCACCUGCGUCGGCAGCGACGACGGCGGGAGGCGCCGGAGGGGCCGCCGCGACACCAAGGUCUUCGUCGGCGCCGAGCGCCUCUGCGACGGCACCGGGCCCCACUGCAGCGGCGGAUACGGCCUCUGCGGGUCCUGCGUCGACUAGCCUCCCCCUCCAAAUCGUCCGUUUGGUUCGUCGUAAUCGAGAGUCGAAAGCACUAGUAGUAGUAUCAUCUAUCUAUGGUGUGGUGUGAUGAAGAACUCCUCUCUCCUUCUCCGGGGAGCUCCGUUCUUGUAGCAUGUAAAUAGUUUCAGCGAUCGAUGAUGAUCGACGAGAUGAGCAAGUAUGAUCUGGUAGCAGUAUGAGUUUCUCCCCUUUGUGAAGACAAUAAGAGGGAGCUAGCGUCUGGUCCUGGUUCCUGUUUUGGCCGCAAGAAUUUGUCUCGAUUGACUCGUCC
Molecule: messenger RNA, 700 nt
Organism: Triticum dicoccoides
Lineage: Eukaryota; Viridiplantae; Streptophyta; Magnoliopsida; Poales; Poaceae
Exons: 1
Coding region: 46-408 (120 amino acids)
Source: RefSeq, a predicted model, not a curated record